AUGCCAGCGAGCAGGCCGGGAGGUAAGGUCAACAAGUGCGGCAACAUCGUUAACGGCGACGGCGAAGUGGUCGACCGCAUCAAGGAGGGCGUCCCGGGGCACCUCGUGGGCAAGCGCGUGGACGAGACGGGCGCCAUCUGGAACGACAGUGGCGCCGUCAUCAGCCGCGCCGAGCCCAUCCCCGAGAACGAGCUCGAGUCAUGA
Gaeumannomyces tritici R3-111a-1 is the source of this 204-nucleotide messenger RNA. RefSeq lists its product as hypothetical. Bases 1 to 204 code for a protein of 67 amino acids. The transcript has 2 exons. Lineage: Eukaryota; Fungi; Ascomycota; Sordariomycetes; Magnaporthales; Magnaporthaceae. The record is from RefSeq and is a predicted model, not a curated record.